AUGGCCGACAACCAGCCUGUUUCGGAGUCAAACAGCCAGCCCCGCGGUGGCCGUCGUCGCGGGCGCGGUGGAGGGGCUUCCUCCGGCCGUGGGGAGCCGCACCGCCAACCCACCGACGCUGCAAGAGGCCCCAAGGCUCGUGGCCGGGGAGGCCAACGCAGUGGUGGACGUGACAAGCAGACUCCGAAUACUGGAUCCACUACGCCCAAUGCACCCUUAGCUACACCUGCAGCUGAAGGAGGAAAGAAGAAGUUCACACCCGCCACAGACGAUGCCGAUGAUGGGGAGGUGUGCUUUAUCUGCGCGUCUAGAGUCGAACAUACCUCUGUCUCGCCGUGCAAUCACCGAACUUGCCAUAUCUGUGCGCUGAGACUACGGGCACUGUACAAGAACAAAGCUUGUGCUCAUUGCCGGACCGAGUCCAAUUUUGUGAUUUUCACCGAUGAUGCUACUAAACGGUACGAAGAGUUCCAACAGAAGGACUUUGCCCGGACAGACAACAACCUCGGCAUCGAGUACGAGAACGACGAGAUCUUUGAGGACACAGUGCUACUCCUGCGGUACAACUGUCCAGAUGAAGACUGUGAUGUCGCCUGCCUGGGCUGGCCGGAUCUUCAUAGACAUGUGAAGAAUAAACAUGGCAAAGUGAUGUGUGAUCUCUGCACUCGCAACAAGAAAGUGUUUACCCACGAGCACGUGCUGUUCACCAUGGCAGAGCUGCGCCGGCAUGAAAAGCAUGGCGAUGAUGUUCCUGGUGCCCUAGACCAAAGUGGGUUCAAGGGCCACCCUGAGUGUGGUUUCUGCCACCAGCGUUUCUAUGGCGAUGAUGAGCUCUACACCCACUGCCGAGACAAACAUGAGCGAUGCCACAUCUGUGAUCGCCACGCCACCAAUCGCCAGCAGCAGUACUACAUCGACUACAACGCUCUGGAAGGCCACUUCCAAAAGGACCACUUCCUCUGCCUGGACAAGGAGUGCUUGGAGAAAAAGUUUGUGGUUUUCGAGUCCCAGAUGGAUCUCAAGGCCCACCAACUGGAGGCGCAUCCUGAUGGUCUCUCCAAGGACGUGCGACGAGAUGCUCGAAUCGUCGACCUGGCUGAAUUUGAUCUCCGCAGCCCAUACCAGCCACAGCGCCAGCGUCGUGGUGCAGGCCGCGGUCGCGAUCCGAACGCGGAGCCUCUUCCAGCUUCCAGCGCGCAGCCACUGAGACGCGACGAGAUGGCCUACCAGCGACAGAUGGCCAUCCAGAGUGCACAGUCCGUUUCCACACGGAGCUUUGGUGGUCAGCUCACGCGCAACGACACCCAAACCGUUCGCGCCCCGGCACGAUCAGCUGCUGGCACUCCUGUGCAAUCUUCUGCAUCCUCGCGUGCUCCCCCACCACCACCGGCAGAGGAAUUCGAGAACCUCAGUCUUGCCGCCAACAAUGGGCCUGUCAGCUCACAAGACCCGGCGCGGCGUCUGCGCCACACAGCCGUGGUCGAGAGAGCCUCGAACCUCCUGCACAACGAUGCCACGAAACUCGCAGAGUUCCGUAGCAGAGUCUCCAGCUACCGCACCUCCUCCAUCACCGCAACCGAGCUCAUCGAUGCCUUCUUCUCUCUCUUCGACACCACCAGCGCCGAACUGGGCAAGCUCAUCAAGGAACUGGCUGAAAUCUACGAGGACUCGUCCAAGCGAACUAGUCUCCUGCAAUCCUGGAACGACUGGCGUGCCAUCAAUGAAGAUUAUCCGGCUCUCCCAGGCCCCGGUGGCCUCUUGCCUGGCAUGUCCCCUGGUACCGUUAAUGGCGGCGGCGCAGGCGGCAGCCGUGUUCUGCGCUUAAAAUCAUCUACCGCCAAGUCAUCCCGCGCCGCCGGCGGCAGAAGUGGUGCUCUCCCUUCCUCUGGCGCUUCCUCAUCUAUGAACCCAUUCCCUCCUCUCUCUGCUACCACCGGUGGGUCUUCUCGUCGCAGUAAUGCCGCCUCCGCCACCCCCUGGGCCACUGCCGCUCCUCCCGCCUUCUCGCGCCCAUCGCUCGCCAACACCACCAGUCGUUCCUCCCCCAGCGUCCCAACCGCAUCAAAUCGGGGCCUUGGCUCCUCUGGUGCAGACGCCUUCCCCUCUCUCCCUGCGGCUCCCAAACCCAAUGUCAUGAUGGCCGGUAAGACCCACGGCUAUGUUCGCUGGGAUGACCGCCGCGGACCUGCCCCGAGUGCAUGGGGCUCAGGUGCGAGCUCGGGCGCUGCCUCGCCAUCUGAGCAGCCAUCUGAUUUCGACCUGAUCGAUGGGCCAGGCGUUGGUGGUGGCAAAAAGGGCAAGAAUAAGAAGGGGAAGCAGACAUUGUUCCAUUUCGGCUGA
Messenger RNA from Penicillium riverlandense, 2340 nucleotides. RefSeq names its product E3 ubiquitin-protein ligase HEL2. The record is from RefSeq and is a predicted model, not a curated record. Gene Ontology annotation, molecular function: ubiquitin protein ligase activity; ribosome binding. Lineage: Eukaryota; Fungi; Ascomycota; Eurotiomycetes; Eurotiales; Aspergillaceae. The coding region runs from base 1 to 2340 and encodes 779 amino acids. Gene Ontology annotation, biological process: rescue of stalled cytosolic ribosome; protein ubiquitination. The transcript has 3 exons.